Messenger RNA from Frankliniella occidentalis (western flower thrips), 6609 nucleotides. It is a transcript of the gene hzg, whose product is annotated as carboxy-terminal domain RNA polymerase II polypeptide A small phosphatase 1. Bases 257 to 1219 code for a protein of 320 amino acids. Lineage: Eukaryota; Metazoa; Arthropoda; Insecta; Thysanoptera; Thripidae. Gene Ontology annotation, molecular function: RNA polymerase II CTD heptapeptide repeat phosphatase activity. The record is from RefSeq and is a predicted model, not a curated record. The transcript is spliced from 6 exons.
CGUGUUAAGGAGUACGGAUUAGAUCUCGUUAAUCCCUGUUUUGUUUUUAAAUAUUAUAAAUUUUAGAUCCUUGUUUCCGAGUCCGUCCUAGUUGUGAAUACUUCCUUCGUAAAUAAAUGACAUUGACUAGCGUUGUGCAUUUACCACAACAACAAGUCGUUCUGCCAUUUUGGAUACUCGGAGAACAUUUUUAUGGUUAUCGAUAUUUAUUCGUCUGAAAUUGAGUUAAAAACGCAGAAAUAAAACAAAUGUUUAAAUGGACGCAUCGUCCAUUAUCACGCAGGUGUCACGCGAUGACGAGCAACUAAAUAACUUUCCUGAAAAAGUUGUACCUCCAAGAGAGUAUGACUUGCCUCCAGCAGGCCAACUGGGCAAAAAGCCUCGAAGAAGCAUCUUACGGUCACUGUUAUGCUGCUUUGGGGGCCAGGCCAGUUCCAAGGGAUCAAGUACAAAAGCUUCUGUGGACAGCGAUGGACGCUAUUCUCCACAACUCAGUCCAGGACAGCCUCGCUAUCUCCUGCCCCAAGUGCGAGCAUCGGAAAUGCAUAAGAAAUGCAUGGUGAUUGACCUAGAUGAAACUCUGGUUCACAGUUCGUUUAAGCCAAUAAACAACGCGGACUUUGUGGUUCCCGUUGAAAUUGAUGGCACUGUUCAUCAAGUGUAUGUGUUGAAGAGACCACAUGUAGAUGAGUUCCUUCAGCGCAUGGGUGAACUGUAUGAAUGUGUCUUAUUUACUGCUAGCCUUGCAAAGUAUGCUGACCCUGUGGCAGACCUUUUGGACCGGUGGGGAGUAUUUAGAGUUCGACUGUUCCGUGAAUCAUGUGUUUUCCACAGAGGAAAUUAUGUUAAAGAUUUGAAUAAACUUGGAAGAGAUUUACAGAAAGUCAUAAUUGUGGACAACUCUCCGGCCUCUUACAUCUUUCACCCUGACAAUGCUGUUCCUGUUGCAUCAUGGUUUGAUGACAUGCAAGAUUCUGAGCUGAUGGAUUUAAUUCCAUUUUUUGAAAAACUAAGCAGUGUUGACUCUGUUUACUCUGUCCUAUGCAACUCAAACCAUCCUUAUAACAGUACUAACAGCCCCAGUAGCCAACUACAACAUCUCCAGCAUGAAGAAGAAGAUGAUAGGCGGCAACAGCAGCAGCAACCAUAUCAACAUCAUCCUAUUCAUCAAAUGGAUCAGCAACAGCAUAUCCAGAUAGGAAACCAUUCUGUUUCAUAACAUUGACUUUCCCGCCUGGAGCGGUGGAGGUCAGACUUAGUUGAGGGGCACAAGACUGGACUGGGUUGGCGGGGCUUGUGCCGGCUUAGUGCCUAUGGUGCUAGUUGUGCUCAUUGCCGCUUGAAUUUUGGGUUAUGUCUUAUUUGGGCAGUGUUAACUCAGCUUCUUUGCUGAAAUAGCUCAUCCGUUAUCCCUUUUUCCUUUUUUUAUCUUCUUGUUUACUGUAUAUGUUUUCUUUUAAUGUCCUGUAUUUCUUUUCUUUCUUUUUUUUUUGCACUGCUAUAAAUAUAAGAUAUAAUACAUUUAUAUCUACUUGUGUAUGUAUAUAUAUAUAUAUAUCUGAAUAUAUAGAACUUUACAUGUGUAUAUAUAUAUACAUUUACAUAUAUUUAUCUGUGCAUACACAACUGCGUAACAUCCUUGUGAUAUAAUCUAAUUUUGUCUGACUUAACAGUUUUUGGAUGUUCACUGCACAUAACCCUAUGUGAUAUUAGCGUAUUAAGUGAGCCUGGUCUGGUAUUGUGCCGCUUGCCAUCUUGGCUCUUUAAACGCUUUUUUUUUUUGUCAUCCUUAAUGUCCUAGAAUUCAUCCAUCGUUUUGUGGAACUUAACUUAUGCCUGUUUUGUGUUACCUCCCCAAUUCUUUCAAACAACAUUGAAGGUUAUCAUCAUGCAAUUAGAAAUGGAGGCACAAGUUAUGGAAUGGAUGAUAAGUAGGCGCGUUAAAUCAGAGAUGUGUUUCCCAGUGGCAGCUAGGUCUGCAUUAUUUUAUUAAACUGACAAGGCAGAUUUCAGCCGCUACUACUAAGUCAUCAUUGUAGUCUUCAGUCCAAGUGCCAAUAUUAUCUAACUGGGUGUCAUGAGCCAUGGGCUGAUCCCCACUUCUGUGAAAGGGUUGUUUUUGUAUGCUUCUCUUUACUAUCAGAUAUAUUUUUUUAACAAUAUCAGGAGUUUGCAUCUGAUAAUAUGCAUAUUCCUCUGAUAUAAACAAACUCUCAUGUUACAAGCAUCUAUAGGAUUGAUUUCUACUGACCACAUUAUCAGUGCUAACUUACCAUAGUACCCACUACCAAAGGACCAUUACUUCUAUUUUUUUGGAGCAAUUGUGAAGAUUGCAACUUUUCAUCUAUGGCAUUUAAUGUUUUUCCCCGGGAAGUGCCAUAAUGAAGAAGUCAGUAUCUGUCAGUUUCUUUGGUCAAUUAAUGAUUGUCAUUGCCUAACUUAAACUUGUCAAUGGGUAUGUUUUCAUGUUGUUUUUUUGUAAUUCUAUUUGUUUUGACAUUCUACUUUAAAAAAAAUAAUUUCAUAUCUGUUUUGUCAGUUUUUACACAAUUUGAUUAAGGAGUGAGUUGGUGUCAUCAACCAAACACUUGUCGUUAUUUUUGUCUUCUGAUCUGUCUCUUAUUACAUAUUCUUUGUUGCAACCCAUUUUUCUAGUUUAUUUAAUUGAAUCAAGCUACGAAUUCCCCUCUAAAUUCCUGAAGUCUAAUUUUCAAUAUAUUGGGGCUGCUAUAGCUUUAACGCAGUUCAUUAUAGAGUAACGUACUAUACAUUUUACUUUUACCUCUUUUUUUCUUCUCUCAGUUGUGAGAGUGAUGUUUGUAUAGUUGUUUAAUCAUAACAUUUUGAGAAGUUUUCUUGAUUGCAAGGCUUUUGUGUUCCCCUAGCAUUCCCCAACUAUGCAGUAACAUAGGUAAAUAGUUGAUCAAAAAUUUUAAAUCCAUCAAUUUUAAACAUCAGCCUAAUUUAUCAUGGUUUUAGUUAUGGUGGUGGUGAGUUGGCAUUUCGUGAGCUUUCAACUUUGAAGUGCCUUUUAUUGUAAAAACUGAUGUGAUGCACUGAUGGAAAGAGCCUAUUCCCUAGUAUGUUUACUAAUUUGACUUAGUCGUUGUUGUUUUUCUUUUGUUAGUUUUUUUUUCUUCUUUCAUGUGGUCCAUAAUUGUUAGUACAGGUAAUUCUAAUUUGCACAAGUUGCAGUUUGAUGUAAGUGCAAUGAUACUGUUACUUAAGUCCUCUUCCUUUCACCAUUUGAUGAGGAGUGGGAAUUUGGCAUUUUAUAUUCAUCUAGCAACUUAUUGUAUCCAACAACAACUUACUGAAGCAAACGUAGCAUCUUGAACAUCUCUUAUUUUCUUUCAAUGGAUGUAUUAUCUAUGUCAAUGUUUCUUUAAACAAAACAAAAACUAUAUUCUAUACAAGCCAUAUGGAUCUGAUUAAUGUGUAUUAUGCUGCCAGUCCAGAAAUAAGUUUCUUUUGAAGUAUCCUUGUCAAGUUGAAAAAAAGCAAUACAUUAUUAUGAAUUAAAGCCCUUGAGAAGUAAGAUAAAUUUAUUUGUCUUACUUUUUAAAGUGUUGUGGAGGCGCAACUUGUCAAAGGAAAACAGUCAGUAUACUUUUGCUGAUUCAACUUUAGGCUGUUUCUACUGGAAGUGAUGCGAUUGGGGAAUGUUGUCAUUUACUUAACAAUGCUACCUUUACUGAAUUUAUCAAAGCUGCUUGUUGCCAAUUUGAGCCUUGAAGAACUGCUUAUUACUAAAGUAUCUAAAGUAUGCAAUGUAAUUUUACCUACCACAACUUUUAACUUCAAAGUACAUAUUACACAAUUGACCUUAAACCGUCUGUUACUGUUGGUUGUGUCCAAAAAAACUUCACUGUGAAGGGUCAGAUCUUUGUAUUAGAUGCUUAAUGUUUUCUAUAAAAUUUAUUGUACUUACAAACAUUACUUUGGGUACUUAAUCUACUCAUAUUUUGUCAAAUCGAAGUGUCUAUUUCAGUUCUAUUUAUGUUUAUCCCUUCAAACUUGCUGAAAAAUAUAAUGUCUGUUAUCUUUGGUCACCAGACAGAACACCUUUUUAUUUGGGCUCUUAACAUAUCAUAAACUUCUUUAUGUUGCCUCGCCAGUUGUUAAGCAUUAAAUUCUGAUGUUGUUAUUAUUAGCUUCUAUUUUUGGUACUACUUUUCUACAUUUUCUAUGUUUGACAGUAUUUUCAAGUGUAUUAUCUUGAUUUGCAUCUUUGUACUGGUGCGGUGUCUUAAUGUAAGUCUGAUGGUAGCAUCCAGGUAGAUGGUGGGUCGUUAAUUUCUUUGGAAGUUCACAUCCCUGUAGGAAUUGGCACCUUUGCUCAUCUUGUACACCUUGAGAAAAUUAGCGAUUGACAUCCUAUGGGAACUGACUGCAAUAAUGAGGACAUUCCUCAUGUUAGUUGUUUUCAUCUAACCUAGUCUAAGUUUCAAUUUUUGACAUAAUUAAUGUUUCUUAUACUGUUCAAUUUCUCUUUAGAUGCCAUGGAAAAUGGCUGCCGAUAAGUGUAAAAAUAAUCUAGAAAGUUUAUUGGUGUAUUAAUGAAAUAUCACCUUGGUAAUUUUAUGUACUGUCACUUCUUUUCUGAAACAAAUCUUACAGUAAUUUUUUCUCAAGCCCUGGUUUGAAUUUUUUUUUUGUCAGAAUCAUGGAUCAAUCAGUUUGUAAGUGCUGAACUGAGUGAAAUUGUGUUUAUCUGGAAAAUAACCAAUUUUCUGUGACUUGCUCGGACUUGUUUCAUUGAAGAUUGCCCUCUCCAACGUACUGGGCUGCAACCCAAUCUUAUUUGUUACCCCUGUAUAAUUCAUCAAAAUUCAUUUUGUUGGUAAUUUUAAACAAACCUAAUUGAUAUUACUGUACACCUCUUUGUAUUUUCUAUCUGUUCUCCCUCCUCAUUUGUAGGUGCUGUUCCACAUUGUAAUGAUAGCUGGAGCUUCUAAUAUAUGUUACAUUUUGUUGCUAUUGUUACCACUUCAGAGCUACAGUAUCACAAUGUUUGGAAAAAGUAUUCUUUAAUUUGUAAGAAAAUUAUGCAAUGGAUGGCCCUUGUUUGGAUCUGUCAUACAUAACACUUGACUUAUUCAAAAAAAUGUUACGAUUAAAAAUUAAUUUAAAACUUAACAGAUGCUUAUAUUGUUUUAAGUUAGCAAAGUAUGUUUUACAAAUUUGUCAAUUACAUUAAAAAAAAAACAAGGCACGCGUCUGUUUUUUUUUAACAAAAGUUGUUUGGAAUUUUGUAUAGUUUGUACAUGUUUCUGUUUUCUGUGUUAAAACAGGAUUUAGUGCUUUUUCCCCGUUUUAUGCGAGUGGCCAAUUGUCAAAUAGCUAACUGAUUGCUUUUCGCUUUUCAAACACGCUUUAUCUUGCAUUCUUAAUACUUUAUAUUUUGUUAUUAGUUGAUUUAGAGAGAAUUGAUAAGUUUAUCUGUGACAUUUUAGACCAUAAUUUGAAAUUAAUUUGUUGGAAGUAAAAUUAUUGGAAAGUAAUACUUAAUGUGCAGCUGAUUUCAGUGGCAACGAAUUCAGCAAACCAGCUUGGCAGGUUUGUUUUCUUCUUUGAGUUUUAGCCGAUUUAAAAUGAAGAGAUUGCACAGAGCACAUAAUUUAGUUGAGCUUUGCACACCAGUCAAUAUUUUUCUUUUUGUUUUAAUUAUGUAGAGUUGAGCUUUGCAAAAGGGUGGUAUGGGCAUCAUGCAUUUUGCAUUCACAUGCAUUUUUUUUGUGUGUGUGUUACUACCAAUCACACCUUGAAAUUGUUUCUGCAUUAUGUAAUGCUUAGUGGUUGACUUUGUUCAAGCACCUAGUCGAAGAUAGCAUAUUUUAUCUAAGAAAGGCUCCCCAUCGUAUUGGUUGACAGUUUUUAAAAAUGUUUUUCAGCAGUUUUGCACUGCAGUGAGUUCGUCUUUUUGUGUUUUUUUUCUGUCAUGUUUCAAGAUCCUGAAUAUGUUGCUGCAUGCAUAAGUUUUGAUCAAAUACUUACAUGUCUCAUUAUAUUAAUGCUACUGCAAUUUUUACAAUUCAAUUGUCAGAUGCGUGUAUGCAGAAUUUUAGCAGGAUAGCCCAAUCCAGUCCACCCAAAGACUAGCCAUUGUAGAUUGGUUUGUAUUUUAAUUGGUUAAUUCAUUUUUAUUUUAUUCAUAAUAGAGUGUACAUACUAUUAUUGUUACAAAUUAAAAUAAAUAAUACUCUCCAUACAAGUACUAACCUUGACUGGGCAACCAUGGGGAAGGUGCAGGGGUUGAUAGUAGGUGCUUCCAAUUGAGCUCUGUAUGGAGAUAUAUUGCUCAAUGGUUUCAUAAUUCAAAGAUCUUUUGUAUUUUACAUACAUUAAACUAGCCAUAAGAUAAAUUUAUUAUAACACAUAUUUUGGAUUACAUAACUGGAAUUUGAGCCAUUGCAGAUGUGUGUGAGAGAGAGUGAGAUUGAGGUGUAGAAAAUUAAUAAUUGUCAUGAUUAAUAUUCACAGAUGUAUAAACAUAAAUGUGGUCCUGAUGUACAGUCAUUGUGUUGUACAUAUUCUGUUUCAUAUAUGAGCAACUGAAACAAUCAUAAAGCCUUUGGUUUUGUAAAUAUACAGCCUUUCCAUUGAAAA